GUGGUGAGGGGAGACAGGCUGCGGGCCUGCCUGGGCGGCGGGGGGCGGGGGGUGCAGCAGCUGCGCGCGGCGCGGGGGCGGGCGUGGAGGGCGGCGCCGCUGCAGUGCGGGGACCCGCUCGCUCGCUCGCUCGCCCGUCGUCCCCGCGCCCCGCGUACCCGCGCAGCCGCCUCCUGGCCUUGGGCGCCGCGCAUCCAGGAAGGAAGCAGCAGCCCUCGCCAUGGCCUCCCCGCCCGCCUGCCCCUCGGAGGAGGACGAGAGCCUGAAGGGCUGCGAGCUGUACGUGCAGCUGCACGGGAUCCAGCAGGUCCUCAAGGACUGCAUCGUGCACCUCUGCAUCUCCAAGCCCGAGCGCCCCAUGAAGUUCCUCCGGGAACACUUCGAGAAGCUGGAGAAGGAAGAAAACAGGCAGAUUUUGGCGCGGCAGAAGUCGAACUCACAGUCGGACUCCCACGAUGAGGAGGUGUCACCCACCCCUCCGAACCCCGUGGUGAAGGCCCGCCGUCGGCGAGGGGGUGUGAGCGCUGAGGUGUACACCGAGGAGGACGCCGUGUCCUACGUCAGGAAGGUGAUUCCCAAGGACUACAAGACCAUGACUGCGCUGGCCAAGGCCAUCUCCAAGAAUGUGCUGUUCGCUCACCUGGAUGACAACGAGAGGAGUGACAUAUUUGAUGCCAUGUUUCCUGUUACUCACAUCGCUGGGGAGACGGUUAUUCAGCAAGGGAAUGAAGGAGACAACUUCUAUGUAAUUGACCAAGGAGAAGUAGAUGUGUACGUGAACGGAGAGUGGGUGACCAACAUCAGCGAGGGAGGCAGCUUCGGGGAGCUGGCGCUCAUCUACGGCACCCCCAGGGCUGCAACCGUGAAAGCCAAGACAGACCUCAAGCUCUGGGGGAUAGACCGGGACAGCUACCGGCGCAUCCUCAUGGGCAGCACGCUGAGGAAACGCAAGAUGUACGAGGAGUUCCUCAGCAAGGUCUCCAUCCUAGAGUCCCUGGAGAAGUGGGAGCGCCUGACCGUGGCUGAUGCGCUGGAGCCUGUCCAGUUUGAAGAUGGAGAGAAAAUCGUGGUCCAGGGAGAGCCUGGGGACGACUUUUAUAUCAUCACAGAGGGCACCGCGUCCGUCCUCCAGCGCCGCUCCCCCAAUGAAGAGUACGUGGAGGUGGGACGCCUUGGGCCCUCUGACUACUUCGGGGAGAUUGCGCUGCUGCUGAACCGGCCCCGGGCGGCCACCGUCGUGGCCCGGGGGCCCCUCAAGUGUGUGAAGCUGGACCGGCCCCGCUUUGAGCGCGUGCUGGGCCCUUGCUCCGAGAUCCUCAAGAGGAACAUCCAGCGCUACAACAGCUUCAUCUCCCUCACCGUCUGAGUGCAGCCCCGCCCCGCAGCCCCAGCUCCCCAGUGUGGUGGCCGUGCUGUGCUCGUCUGUGUCAGGGGCCCGGGAGCCGCUGUGUGAGGUGCGGGCCCGGUGGGGCUGAGUCCCUGUGGCGUGAGGACUGCCCCUUCCCCAGACUCACUUUUUGGAAUAAAUAAUCAUCUUGUGCAUUUCCAAAUCAAAGGACAAGCGGACAAAACUCAUCCUAAGAGCGAGAAAGGGACAGGCCAGGUUCCUCCCCGUACGUCUCCUAGGCCACUGGAGAUGCUUGAGUAUCUCACCUCCCAGAAUUAGGCCAGGACGUUGCCCCUGAGGCCUGGAGACCCGGUGAGGUCAGGUCCCCCAGAAUGAGGUCCGAGUGUGGGCAAGAUUGUGUCAAAAGGGGCUGUCCCCAAGGGAGAUCAGGCUGAGAGCAGGGAGUCUAGUCUGAAGGCCCCUCCCUCAAAUGUGUGCCCCUCCCUACCCCCUGCCACACCCCCACCUCCCCAGAGGUCCUGCUGUGGAUACCAGGGUGGGAGAGUCUCUGGGCUGUGAGGUUGAUCUUGCCUCUAACUGGAGAGGAAGCCAGGUGCUGAGACACGCAGGGCUGCUGCCUUGGGAGCCAGGGCUGUGGCCGCAGGUAGACCCCAUUAGGGGCUGUGUUGGAAGUUCCGUUGGGAGGGGCUGGCAGGACUCCAGCGGUCUGUGCUCACUUUCUUAGGAAGUCCUUCUGUGGCGGGUUGGGCGCACUGACAGAUGCUUGGGGGUCCGUGGGGUCUGCAGUCCCUGCCUGGGCUGACACCCGGGGCGAGAAGAAAACACAAUUUGAGUUUGGGACUUGCCCAGAUCCAGUGAGUUCGGCCGGGGGGUCCCUGUUCUCUCGGAGUUGGGGGUUCCUGGAGACUGUCUGCUUCCACUUGUUUCUGAAGCAGUGUCCCGGAGACCUCGCCAGGGAGAGGAGAGAUUUAUAAAACACACUCUGAUAAAGUCCUGGGAUGUGCCCCUUCCCAGCCCUUCCCCAGCAGACACACCUAAGUCCCAGCCUCCAGGAGACGGGAGCUGGUGGCCCUCCACUCCACGCCCCAGUUCUUGUGAUGUUAGGGAAAAACAGAAGUCAAGGCACCCUCAGGCCCCACACACCUCCAAUGGAUCAACCAACCUGUCCCUUACUUGCGUCUUGAUCCAGCAGUGACGAUGUUAACCAGCCAGGCCCAAAGGGGUGAGGCCAGUACAGAGAGCCUCCCAGUGGCUCCUGGGUGCCCCGAAAGACAAGUUGGAGUCAUGCAGUUUCCUCGAUGUUGCUCCUGUCCCGUCCCAUGCGUGCGUCCGGGGAGGCUGUCCCUGGUCCAAGGCCGCCCCUCCCCUGCUGGUGGUUACAAUGCGUGGGGCCCCUCCCCGCCCAGCCCCGGCCAUGUCUCGUGUCUUCCCCUGCCUGUGAUGUCCCUGUGGACCUGUGAGCCCUCCCCUCCUUAUCUCUGCUCUGAAUGCUGCAUGAACCAUUAAAUGUGCAAUGAAGUA
This is a messenger RNA of Saimiri boliviensis boliviensis (Bolivian squirrel monkey), 2869 nucleotides long. RefSeq names its product protein kinase cAMP-dependent type I regulatory subunit beta (gene PRKAR1B). Gene Ontology annotation, biological process: negative regulation of cAMP-dependent protein kinase activity. NCBI's taxonomy places the organism in Eukaryota, Metazoa, Chordata, Mammalia, Primates, Cebidae. Gene Ontology annotation, cellular component: cAMP-dependent protein kinase complex; cytosol. The record is from RefSeq and is a predicted model, not a curated record. Gene Ontology annotation, molecular function: cAMP-dependent protein kinase inhibitor activity; protein kinase A catalytic subunit binding; cAMP binding.